Branchiostoma belcheri (Belcher's lancelet) is the source of this 1851-nucleotide messenger RNA. RefSeq lists its product as uncharacterized. The coding region runs from base 1 to 1851 and encodes 616 amino acids. Gene Ontology annotation, molecular function: DNA-binding transcription factor activity, RNA polymerase II-specific; RNA polymerase II cis-regulatory region sequence-specific DNA binding. Gene Ontology annotation, biological process: regulation of transcription by RNA polymerase II. Lineage: Eukaryota; Metazoa; Chordata; Leptocardii; Amphioxiformes; Branchiostomatidae. Gene Ontology annotation, cellular component: transcription regulator complex; nucleus. The transcript is spliced from 5 exons. The record is from RefSeq and is a predicted model, not a curated record.
AUGGCAAGCUCCCCCGAGCAAGACAAGGUACUGAACGACUACAUGCUGGCCUGGGAGGAGGCCUGUAGUCUCGGGGAAAUCCCGAGACCAUCGGCGGCUUCCCUGGCGCUUGCCGGGGACCUGUGUGCCCUCCUCCUGCGGGGCCAGAGGCAUACAGGCCUGAAGGAUUUCCUGGGCCUCCUCGGUGAUCAGCUGCACCUGUACAGGUCCAACCCCUGGGUGUAUCGGGCUCAGAUCACAGAAAAUCUGCGGAGCGGACAGUUCGAAAAAGUGUUCCAACUCCUUCAGCACUUUCCAUUUGGCCCCAGUGCAGACCUAGUGCAGCUAUGGGAUGAGGCCCACUACAGGCAGAUGGAGAGAAGAACAGGAAAACUACUAACUCCUGUGGGCAAAUUCAGGCUCAGGAAAAGGUUUCCCCCUCCACUCUCCAUUGCCCCUCAUGGCCGGAAGACCCUUUCUCUGCCCAGAGAAGCCAAGACAAAGCUGCAGUCUUGGCUUCUAGAUCACCAGGACCACCCCUACCCCUCACGGGUAGAGAAAUAUGACUUGGCUGAACUCACUGGCCUGACUUUUAAACAGGUUAGUACCUGGUUCCAGAAUAACCGACGACGACUGCAUCACCACCAGGACACGAGCUGGGCCAGGUCCCCUUGGUCAGAUGUUGACAUCCCCUCCCUGAAGAGGUCCCCGAGGUCUCCUGAUGGGAAACAGUGCUCUAAAGGUUGUGGUGUUUCUGGAAGAGUUCAGAAAGCAAAUAAAAAGAUAGUGGAGAAGAAGAAGAGGGAGAAGAGCACAUAUCACUCCUCCCUUGGUUUUGGGUACGGUUCUAUCUGUGAAAAUGUCUCCCCUUGCAAUGAAAGUGUCUCAUCUGUCAAACACAGUGAAGGUUUUCCUGAAUGUUCAACUCUCGCUUCUCACAAAAAGUCCACAACACAAGACAGAUGUCAUCAAGGUGAUGGAGAUACCAAGUUAUACUGCAUCAUGUGUGCAGAAGACACCAUCACACCAGUACACAAGUGUUCUCCCCACAUGGAAGAGCAGAAACAUGUAGAGGGGACAGAAAAGGCAAGCUGCUUCAAGGAACAGUUCUUGCCAUGCCUGGAUGAUAACUCUAACCUGCAGCACUGUGCCCAACAGUGUGCUGUCUGCUCACAGACCUGCCUCUCAGCAAACCUGAGACCAGCAUCCCUACACAUCACAGGUGGGGAACACUUUGCUUGUCCCUACACCAGCUUCCCUACAAAAGGCUUCUAUUCUGUACAUUGUAUGGAUUGUGUCUAUAAUUCUGCAGAGCUGGUAACGCCUAUUGAUUCCUACCCUCUACACCUGGUAAUACCUGGAGACUCCAACCCUCUGCACCUGAUACCAACUGGGGACUUAGAUCAUGUGCACCUGGCAGAACCUUGGGACACAAGCCCUGCACAUGUGACAACAGCACCUGGGGACUGCCUCAUGUACACUGAGUUGCAGACUGUGGCCUCCCCUCCAACAACCUUUCUGACGUACAAUAGUUUUGGUGCUAUCCCAGUUGCUGUCCAUGGUGCUACAGACACAGGUAUUCCUAUUGCUGUCCCUGGUGCUGCCCAUGGUGCUGUCCAUGGUGCUGAAGACAUAGGCAUUCCUACUGCUGUCCCCGAUGCUGUCCCUGGUGCUGUUCUUAGUGCUAUCCCUGGUGCUGUCCUUGGUGCUGACCCUUGUGCUACAGACACAUGUAUCUCUCCUGCUGUGGAUGUGGACACUGUGACAGCCAAUCUGCCUAAACUAUGGCAGGAAAGGGAUCCCUGUGAGUUGAUCAGCAUAGCCUGUGCACUACUGGACCUGUCCAUCAACAUAGAGAGCCUGGAGGACUGA